AUGAGAUCUUCAAAACCUUCAAGAACAGCAACAAAUUUUAAAGCAAUUGAGAUUGAUAGUUCUGAAGUUGGCAAUAAUAAUGAUGCAUCUGAGUUAUCUACUACUACCUCUCAUACAAUUAAAUCAUUAAAACUUUCAAAAAUUUCAACUCGGUUAUCAGCAACAAGUUCCCAUAUGAUUAAGGUUGAUAGUUCAAUUCCAACCCAGUUAUUAGCAACCAGUUCUAAUUCAAUUGAGAUCAAUAGUUCUAAACAAGGUCCAAUAGAAGUUAAAAUUGGUGACACUCAAUUGUUUGAUCUAUCAUUAUCUCCAGUCGUGCAAAAUAGAAAUAACACUA
Racocetra persica is the source of this 337-nucleotide messenger RNA. NCBI's taxonomy places the organism in Eukaryota, Fungi, Glomeromycota, Glomeromycetes, Diversisporales, Gigasporaceae. The record is from the annotation of a GenBank genome assembly.